AAAUUUUGUGUAAUGUAGAAAAAAAGGAAAAGAAAAAAAAAAAAAGAGGAGUAAACGCGGCAGCUCCCCGUCUCUCUCUCUCCAGCGCGCUAACGACGACCAGCCACCUCUCCGCCGGUCAGUUUCCGCCCCCACGCCUGCCAACCCUCGUACGUCACCGCCGCAGCAAUGGUUUUGAAGAGUUCCUCUUUCAAUCUUGUUACGCCAUCGCCACCUCUUCUUUCCCCUCUCUUCUCCAAUCCCCCCUCCAGGAUAAAUAUUACUGAGAAUAUAGCCAUUGAGGGACGCAAUCUCAGCUUCUCGAUCACCACGAAGCAGGGCAAUUUUGUGCCUAUUCUUAGGGAUUGUUCACUCCGCAUUCCUUCAGGACAGUUUUGGAUGCUUCUUGGACCUAAUGGCUGUGGAAAGUCCACCCUCUUGAAGGUCUUGGCUGGUCUUUUGAAUACAACAUCUGGUGCAGUAUACGUCAAGAAGCCAAAGUGCUUUGUCUUCCAAAACCCGGACUAUCAGGUAGUUAUGCCUACUGUGGAAGCUGAUGUUGCAUUUGGCCUCGGUAAGUUAAAUUUGAGCAAUGAUGAAGUUAAAUCAAGAGUUUUGGAAGCUCUGAGUGCAGUUGGCAUGUCUAGCUACCUUCAGAGAUCUGUCCAAACACUGAGUGGUGGUCAGAAGCAAAGAGUUGCCAUUGCUGGUGCUUUGGCUGAAGCAUGUAAAGUGCUUCUACUAGAUGAACUGACCACAUUUCUUGAUGAGAAUGAUCAGAUGGGGGUGAUCAAAGCAGUUAGGAAUUCUUUACACAAUUCUGAAGAUGUUACAGCAUUAUGGGUGACCCAUCGCUUAGAAGAACUCGAGUAUGCAGAUGGAGCUAUUUACAUGGAAGACGGGAAAGUCGUCAUGCAUGGUGAUGUGGCAAGUAUCCAAAGUUUCAUCCAAACAAAACAAUCAGAUUAUAUCAAGCGUACAUACUGCUCGUGACUGUCAUUUCUUUUUCAAUUGAUGUUUUUCUUGUUACAUUAUUAUAACAUUGUAGAAUAUAACUUUGUAUCAUCUUGGUUACAUAAUAAAAUCGUUUUUAUUGUUUAUUA
Cucumis melo (muskmelon) is the source of this 1082-nucleotide messenger RNA. Its product is annotated as ABC transporter I family member 10. Gene Ontology annotation, cellular component: membrane; chloroplast envelope. NCBI's taxonomy places the organism in Eukaryota, Viridiplantae, Streptophyta, Magnoliopsida, Cucurbitales, Cucurbitaceae. The record is from RefSeq and is a predicted model, not a curated record. Gene Ontology annotation, molecular function: ATP hydrolysis activity; ATP binding. Gene Ontology annotation, biological process: transmembrane transport. The coding region runs from base 169 to 972 and encodes 267 amino acids. The transcript has 7 exons.